Molecule: messenger RNA, 294 nt
Organism: Dovyalis caffra
Lineage: Eukaryota; Viridiplantae; Streptophyta; Magnoliopsida; Malpighiales; Salicaceae
Source: the annotation of a GenBank genome assembly
AUGGCGAUACUAGAAAGAACCUUAGGUGUUAAGGAGCUAGUUUUGGAUCCUGUGAUCAUCUUAUGGGCUGCUGGUGGAAAUUGUGGGAAUGCUAGCUGGUGCAAGACUACUGACUACAUGCUGCUGAUGCGAAGUGGUAAUGGCGUGGGUAACGGGUUGGAUAAAAUAACGUCUGGAAUUAGUGUUGCGUUGCAUAGAACCACAAGGUUUGGUGGCAUUGAUUGGACAAAAUGGUAUGCGAGCAUGAGUUCUGGAGAGGAAUUGAUAGGCAGCAAUGGGACACCAGACCUCUAA